This is a messenger RNA of Branchiostoma belcheri (Belcher's lancelet), 2885 nucleotides long. Its product is annotated as histone-lysine N-methyltransferase KMT5B-like. The coding region runs from base 182 to 2446 and encodes 754 amino acids. Lineage: Eukaryota; Metazoa; Chordata; Leptocardii; Amphioxiformes; Branchiostomatidae. Gene Ontology annotation, molecular function: histone H4K20 methyltransferase activity; protein binding. The record is from RefSeq and is a predicted model, not a curated record. Gene Ontology annotation, cellular component: nucleus. The transcript is spliced from 8 exons.
GGUGUGAUCCGCCGUCGCCAUUUUCGCCCUCGAAAAUUUGUAACAUUUGAAGAGAUUGUCUGCAUUUAUGGGCGGAUUCUACCAGGAAAACCUCAAAAACACCAACCGCCGCCGCGUUUGAUCGUUACAAGGGGUUUCUUUCUGACGUUCUGGGGAGAUUUUUUCCGACCAAGGUUGACCAAUGGUAGUGGAGGAGGAAAGCCAGCAUGUUCCACCACCACGCACGGCGCCGUCCACGGGGAUGUCAUCGCGGGAACUGUGCGAGAACGACGACCUGGCGACCUCCAUAGUCCUGGACCCCUACCUGGGCUUCAUGACUCACAAAAUGAACACAAGGUUUCGCCCAGUGCGUCCGGGAAAGAGUGAGGACCACAAACAGAUUCUGGAGAACAUGCGGAAGUCUGGGAACACGGAGAAGGCCUUCACAGACCUGACCCAGGGGGAGUGGAUCUGGAAGUACCUUCAGCACAAGACUCAGCACCAGAAGAAGAUAUUCAAAUCACAUGUUGUCCGUUACCUGCACAUGUUCCAUCCUGAUGCUGGGUUUGAGGUAGUCCCCUGUGACAGGUACUCCUUGGAAAAGCAUGGAGCUAAGAUUCUGGCCACCAAGGCUUGGACUAAGAAUGAGAAGAUCCCCAUGCUGGUUGGCUGUAUUGCGGAGAUAACGGCAGAGGAGGAGAACCAGCUGCUGCAGCCGGGGGUGAACGACUUCAGCGUCAUGUUCUCCACACGCAAGAACUGUGCACAGCUGUGGCUGGGACCGGCUGCCUUCAUCAACCACGAUUGCAGAUCAAAUUGUAAGUUUGUGUCCACCGGUCGUGACACGGCGUGUGUGAAGGUCCUGAGAGACAUCGAGGCCGGGGAGGAGAUCACGUGUUACUACGGAGAGAGUUUCUUUGGUGACGACAACUCUUACUGCGAGUGUGAGACCUGUGAAAGGAGAGGGACAGGAGCUUUUGCUUCCAAAGAAGGGAACAAGGAAAAAGUCCACAACACCAAGUACGGGCUACGGGAAACCGACAAAAGAAUACAACGUCUCCGCAAAGGCAGCAGUGCUUCAGCUACCUGCAACAUGAGUGACAAAGCCUCCACAAGGAACUCUAAGUUGAGUUCAAGAAGGGCCUUGGGCGGCAGCAUUGAUGUAAACACGAGCGGACCAUACAAGAUAACAAAGUACGACCGUGAACUUCUAGAAGCACAGGGGAUCAAGAUUCCAGAAGCCAAGGUAGUCUUGACGAGAAGCGUCCUCCCAGAAAAAAUGAACGGUUCAAUAAACCUGACUUCUCUCAGUUUGAGGGAAAGGGGAAGGAGGACAACACGAAGGAGGCUGUCCGCAGUAGGCAAUUCCUCAGUGCCUGACAAGCUGGAUGCUGCUACUGGUAAAGAAGGUGUCCUCAGUAGAGUUAUGUCUAUGCCUGCGGCAUCUAGGAAGAGACAGGUCGGGAGGAAACGCUCUGUGUCCCCUCCAAAGUUGAGAACUCACAAGGAUGAAAACAUGGAAGUGAUUACAGACAGGGGACAGCUGAUUACAGACACUUCCUUGAUACCUCAGAAGGAGACAGACUUAGCCACUAAGACGUCACAAGCAGAUCAGAAAAGCUCAAGUUCCGACUGUGAAGACUUUGUCCCAGAAGACCACAGCUGUGCUACAGACUUGUCAGCAGCUGCUGUGGAGAAGAUGAAGAAAAGAGCUGCUAAGGAGAGGAGAAGGAGGAGACGGGAAGCCAGGAGGAAUGGUACAGACGUGAAUGGCAGGAAAUUUUCACCUAACAGAACUAAGUACGAUUCCCAGUUGAUUACAGAGAACGGGAAGCUACCUAAAGUAACCAUCAGACUACGCAAUCGAAACUACCCAGAAAUCAUUGGAAGGACAGAGGCUAUUUGUGGGGCUGAGAGUGAAGUGUCUGAUAGAGGCAGAACGUCCGAUGCUACAGGUCCAGGCACAAGCAACACUAAGCCAAGUGCAAAUACCUCUGCCACUGGCCGUCCUAAGCUGAAAAUCAAGCUUUGUCGGCCAAAUGGGGAGUUCCAAGUGGAACAGAAUGGCGGAAACCCCCCAGGUAUCACGGAGCUAGGUCUGGCACCCUCACAAUUCUAUGGCAGAGACAGGAACAGUUUAGGUCAUGGGGUAGAGUUCAAGGAUAGUUCAGGGGUCACUAGAGUAGAUUAUAAUCACAUUUCGGAAGCAUCCAGGGACCAAGAGUUCAAAGACAGUUCAGGGGCUACUAGGGGUCGAGGGUCAAAGUUCAGGGACAGUUCAGGGGUCACAGGUCAAGGGCCAGGAUUUACUACCCGGAGGAGGAAGUGUAGUGGUGGAAGUGAGUGCUGCUCCGAGGAGUGUGUCGCUAGUAGGGCCAAGAAACUGCGACUGAUUGUCGGCAACGACUCCAUUGAUAUCGAUUUGGCAUCCAGAAACCGAGAAGUGAACGGAAAGAGUGGCCCUUGAGUAGCAACCUGGUAAAUUAUUGGCUAGUGUAUCGUGCAAACAACCCAUCCAGUCACAGUUCAAUGUAUAGCUUGUAUAUACAUAUCUCAAUGUGUGUCUAGUGACUCUAGUCUAUGUGAAUGUUUUCUGUCAAAUUGGCUCUUGAAUGUGCAACAGUAGUUCAAUAUUUGAAGUAAAGUUUGAAUACAUAAGGUUUAAAAAGUUAGAACACAAAAGGCAUAAAAAGUUGGGACACAAAAGGUUUACAAAGUUGAAGCAUGCACAGAAGUUUCACAAAGUUGGAACAGACAAGCUUUAUAGAACUCUCCGUUAACUCAAAACACCAGACUGAAUUUUUAAUACCUCCUUAUUCUGUAAGGCCUAGGAAAACAAAUGUUUUGUUUCCUGUUUCCCGACUGAGCCUAGAAACAACUGCCGACCCUAGCCCUUUUUUGGGGGG